Molecule: messenger RNA, 946 nt
Organism: Chlorocebus sabaeus (green monkey)
Lineage: Eukaryota; Metazoa; Chordata; Mammalia; Primates; Cercopithecidae
Source: RefSeq, a predicted model, not a curated record
GUCCGCCGGCAGCUCCUCAGUCGGCCCCAGGACGUGCUGGAGGGUGUUGUGCUGCAUCCAGCCGACGCUGCUGUGGGCCGCUCCAGGUGUCACCCCGCUGGGCCUCCCUCCUCGGCCUGCCUCCUGCUCUUCGUGGAUGAAGUGGACGCUUUCCCCGGGAAGCUGCGCCACCGUGAGGCCACUAGCUCUGUCUGGCCACAGGAGGUGGUGGGGCGGGAGGAGAUAAACAAGGACCUCAAAGCAACCCAGUACGCCUUCCUAAACCACAUGAAGGAUCGCAGCAACAAAUUCAUGCUGGUCCUGACCAGCCACCCGGAGCAGUUACACUGGGAUAUCCACGACCGCAUCGAUGUGAUGCUUCACUUUGACCUGCCGCAGCAGGAGGAGCGGGAGCGCCUGCUAAGAAUGUAUCUUGACAAGUAUGUUCUUAUCCCGGCAACAGAAGGAAAACAGUGCCUGAAGCUGGAAGUGUUUCACUAUGGGCGGAAGUACGAGGAGAUCGCUGAGCUGACGGAGCACAUGUCGGGCCAGAUCGGUGAGCUGGCUCACUCCUGGCAGACCAUGGCGUAUGCCUCCGAGGACGAGGACGGGGUCCUCACCGAGGCCAUGUUGGAUGCCUGUGUGCGAGACUUUCUCCGGCAGCAGGAGCAGAAAAUGCGCUGGCGGAAGAGCCGGCCUGGCCCCGAGGACGAGCACCCCUCAACCUGAGUCCGCGGCGAGACCACACCUCACGGAGCCUGGCUGCGGACCCCUCCCACCCCUGCCUUUCCAGUCCCUGCACAGUUAGGAAAUGCUCCCCGUAAUAAAGUCCCGCAGGUGCCGCACCGCUGUCUAUUGGCUGAUAUGGGGCGGGGUUUGGGUCCCCUAGCGUCCUCCUGGGGUCAAAGGUGACAGAAAAGACAGAGGCUGGAGCUUUCUGGAGAAUUUAACCAGAGGGGUGGGCUUC